UGAGGGAGGGAGAUUUUGUUUGUUUAUUUAAUUUUUAUAUGAUUUCUUUCUGAUUAAGUCACUUCAAAAAGGAUGAGCGGUUGAUUAUUACUGCAUUUAUAAUUGAAAUGCAGACAUCAACUAAAGUAGCUAUCUAUAGUUAGCUACCAUCGGCCUGAUAGUAUAGUGCGUAAUAGUGUAGCAGCAGAGCAGCAAUAUUUCAAUUUUCAAAUUCUAAAUUUCGAUCUGAAAUGGAGGUAAGUGGUGGUUUAGUUGCGGGAUCUCACAACCUGAAUAAACUUGUGGUCAUCUGCGGUGAUCGUGAUCGUGAACGUCAUGAUGGGGAAUCAUCUUCUCUAAAUGCCAAAGUGUUGAAGGGGCAGAUUUGCCAGAUUUGUGAAGACGAUGUAGGCCUAACUGCAGACGGGGAGCUGUUCGUCGCCUGUAACGAGUGUGCCUUUCCCAUAUGCCCAACUUGCUAUGAAUACGAGCGCAGUGAGGGUACCCAACUCUGUCCUAAGUGCAAGACCCGCUUCAAAAGGCUUAAGGGGUGUGCCAGGGUCCAAGGUGAUGAAGAAGAAGAUGGCAUCGAUGACCUCGAGUACGAAUUCACUUUUGAUGCAAGGAGCAGACAAGAUAUGCAACAUGCGCUUUCUGCAGACGGCCACAUGAGCUAUGGUUGCGCUUCUGACUCUGGUUUCUCUCAUCCCAUGUCCCAACUUCCACUCCUUACUAACAGUCAAAUGGUACUCACAAAUUCAAUUGAAUUCGCUCAAUUGUGUAAAAUUGCUGAUCAUGAUAUCCCUCUUGAACAACAUGCUUUGAUCCCUUCUUUCAUGGGAACUGCUGCUGGAGGAAAAAGGAACCACCCCAUUCUUUCCUCAGACCAUGUCCUUCUAGUACAACCCAGAGCCAUGGAUCCUUCCAAAGACAUGGCUGCUUAUGGCUACGGUAGUGUUGCUUGGAAGGAGAGGAUGGAGAGUUGGAACCAAAAACAAGAGAAAUUACAGAUGAUGAAACAUGAAAAUGGUGCCAAAGAUUGGGACUAUGACGGGAAUGACAAUGGCCCUGAUCUACCACUAAUGGAUGAGGCAAGACAGCCCUUGUCAAGAAAGUUGCCUAUUCCAUCGGGACAAAUCAACCCUUAUCGAAUGAUCAUCAUUAUUCGACUUGUUGCUCUUGGAUUCUUCUUUCAUUAUCGGGUCAUGCAUCCUGUAAAUGAUGCAUAUGCAUUGUGGCUCAUCUCAGUAAUUUGUGAGAUUUGGUUUGCUGUUUCAUGGAUUCUUGAUCAGUUCCCAAAGUGGUUUCCCAUUGAUAGAGAAACUUAUCUGGAUAGAUUAUCCCUAAGGUACGAGAAGGAAGGCCAACCUUCACAACUUUGUCCAGUUGAUAUUUAUGUCAGUACAGUUGAUCCACUGAAGGAGCCUCCUUUGGUGACUGCAAACACUGUACUUUCUAUUCUAGCAGUGGACUACCCUGUUGACAAGGUGUCAUGUUAUGUUUCGGAUGAUGGUGCAUCUAUGUUGACAUUCGAGGCACUGUCAGAAACAUCAGAAUUUGCUAGGAAGUGGGUCCCUUUCUGCAAGAAGUUUAGCAUAGAACCACGGGCACCUGAAUGGUAUUUUGCAGAAAAGAUAGAUUAUCUAAAAGAUAAGGUGCUUCCAUCAUUUGUGAAAGAACGAAGAGCAAUGAAGAGAGAGUAUGAAGAGUUCAAAGUUCGAAUAAAUGCAUUGGUUGUUAAAGCUCAGAAGGUUCCAGAAGAAGGAUGGACAAUGCAGGAUGGAACUCCAUGGCCUGGAAAUAAUGUUCGUGAUCAUCCUGGGAUGAUUCAGGUUUUUCUUGGCCAAAGUGGAAGACAUGAGACAGAUAAGAAAGAAUUACCACGCCUGGUAUAUGUUUCUAGAGAAAAAAGACAUGGGUUUAAUCACCACAAAAAGGCUGGAGCAAUGAAUGCUUUGGUAAGAGUCUCUGCUGUUCUAACAAAUGCACCUUACUUGCUGAACUUGGAUUGUGAUCACUACAUCAAUAAUAGUAAGGCUCUUAGAGAAUCAAUGUGUUUCAUGAUGGAUCCGUUGCUAGGAAAGAGAGUGUGCUAUGUCCAGUUCCCACAAAGAUUCGAUGGUAUUGAUAGGCAUGACAGAUAUGCCAACAGAAACAGAGUGUUCUUUGAUAUUAACAUGAAAGGUUUGGAUGGGAUCCAAGGGCCUAUCUAUGUUGGGACUGGAUGUGUCUUCAGAAGGCAGGCUCUCUAUGGUUAUGAUGCUCCAAAAACAAAAAAGCCACCAACUAGGACAUGCAACUGCUUGCCAAAAUGGUGCUGUUGCGGAAACUGUUUUUCUGGAAAAAGGAAGCAGAAGGCCAAUAAACCCAAGACUGAAAAGAAGAAGAGAAAUUCCAGGAAGGAAGAUACAAUAGUUUUGAUAAAUGUCUCUGAUCAGGAGGGUGUCGAAGAGAACAAUAAACGUGUUGAAGUUGAAAACUUGACUCUAAUGUCUGAUGAUGAGCUGAAAAAGAAAUUUGGGCAGUCUCCGGUGUUUGUUGCAUCCACCUUGCUGGAGGAUGGCGGGACUCUGAAAAGCACUAGGCCAGCAUCUCUGCUUAAAGAAGCCAUCCAUGUAAUUAGUUGUGGCUAUGAAGAUAAAACAGAAUGGGGAAAGGAGGUCGGCUGGAUAUACGGUUCAGUUACAGAGGAUAUCCUGAUAGGCUUUAAAAUGCAUUGUCACGGUUGGAGAUCGAUAUACUGUAUCCCUGCAAGGCCGGCAUUUAAGGGAUCAGCCCCCAUUAAUAUUUCCGAUCGUUUGCACCAAGUCCUUCGGUGGGCCCUUGGAUCAAUUGAAAUAUUCUUGAGCAGGCAUUGCCCUCUCUGGUAUGGGUAUGGACGGGGUCUGAAGUGGUUGGAGCGUCUGUCUUACAUAAACGCUACUGUGUACCCAUGGACAUCAAUUCCACUUCUUGCUUAUUGCACUCUACCUGCUGUAUGUCUGCUAACAGGAAAGUUCAUCACUCCAGAGCUCAACAAUGUGGCUAGCUUGUGGUUUCUGUCUCUUUUUAUCUGCAUUUUUACAACGAGCGUAUUGGAAAUGAGAUGGAGUGGAGUUGGCAUCGACGAAUGGUGGAGAAAUGAGCAGUUUUGGGUGAUUGGUGGGGUGUCGGCGCAUUUGUUUGCCGUGUUUCAAGGGAUUCUAAAGGUGCUAGCCGGCGUUGAUACAAACUUUACGGUGACAUCAAAAGCUGGGGACGACGCAGAUUUCUCAGAGCUGUAUGCAUUUAAGUGGACCACAUUGCUCAUCCCACCAACGACGUUGCUUAUUAUAAACUUGAUCGGAGUAGUUGCCGGAGUGUCGAAUGCAAUAAACAACGGUUAUGAGUCAUGGGGGCCACUGUUAGGUAAGCUCUUGUUUGCGUUCUGGGUGAUCAUUCACCUCUAUCCUUUCCUCAAGGGUCUGCUUGGUAGGCAGAACAGGACUCCUACAAUCAUUAUAGUGUGGUCAAUAAUGCUGGCUUCCAUCUUUUCGCUUUUAUGGGUUCGGGUUAAUCCGUUCUUGGCCAAGUCAGAUGACCCAACCCUGGAGGAAUGCGGAUUAGACUGCAAUUAACAGCACACACCCAGGUCCCAGUCCAAUCCAAUCCAAUCCUUGUGUACCGGCCAAGUCCACAGUGACUAUUUUUUUGGUAAAUUGAUAAUGAACCAUACAAAUUAUAAAUGGAUGAAACACACCUCGUUUGUGUAUUAUUGUUCUCA
This is a messenger RNA of Pyrus x bretschneideri (Chinese white pear), 3721 nucleotides long. RefSeq names its product probable cellulose synthase A catalytic subunit 3 [UDP-forming]. Gene Ontology annotation, biological process: cellulose biosynthetic process; plant-type primary cell wall biogenesis. Gene Ontology annotation, cellular component: plasma membrane; trans-Golgi network. The transcript has 14 exons. Bases 231 to 3575 code for a protein of 1114 amino acids. Lineage: Eukaryota; Viridiplantae; Streptophyta; Magnoliopsida; Rosales; Rosaceae. Gene Ontology annotation, molecular function: cellulose synthase (UDP-forming) activity. The record is from RefSeq and is a predicted model, not a curated record.